This is a messenger RNA of Marmota flaviventris (yellow-bellied marmot), 2226 nucleotides long. RefSeq names its product prolyl 4-hydroxylase subunit alpha 2 (gene P4ha2). Gene Ontology annotation, cellular component: endoplasmic reticulum. The record is from RefSeq and is a predicted model, not a curated record. Lineage: Eukaryota; Metazoa; Chordata; Mammalia; Rodentia; Sciuridae. Gene Ontology annotation, molecular function: iron ion binding; protein binding; L-ascorbic acid binding. Gene Ontology annotation, biological process: peptidyl-proline hydroxylation to 4-hydroxy-L-proline.
GCCGAGCGGGUCGGGCGACGCCGCAGGAGGUUCUGGAAACGCCGGGAGCGGCGCGUGUCCAGUUACGGAGACCUGAGGUAAUUAGCUAACUAAUUCAACAAACGACCCUUCUGUGCGCCAGAAGCUGCCAGGAGUUGCUAGCCCAAGGGGGCAGGCGACUGGAAGAGCGGGAAAAGUCCAGGCCCAGAGCAGUAUGAUGCUUCCCUCUCUGACGAUGAAACUCCAGGUGUCCACACUGCUGAUGGCCUGGUUUGGUGUCCUGAGCUGCGUGCAGGCCGAGUUCUUCACCUCUAUUGGGCACAUGACUGACCUGAUUUAUGCAGAGAAAGACCUGGUACAGGCUCUGAAGGAGUACAUCCUUGUGGAGGAAGCCAAGCUCUCCAAGAUUAAGAGCUGGGCCAACAAAAUGGAAGCCCUGACCAGCAAGUCAGCUGCUGACCCCGAGGGCUACUUGGCUCACCCCGUGAAUGCCUAUAAGCUGGUGAAGCGGCUGAACACAGACUGGCCUGCUUUAGAAGACCUGGUCCUGCAGGACUCAGCGGCAGGUUUUAUUGCCAACCUCUCAGUGCAACGGCAAUUCUUCCCCACUGAUGAGGAUGAGUCGGGGGCUGCCAAAGCUUUGAUGAGACUUCAGGACACAUACAAGCUGGACCCAGACACUAUUUCCAGAGGGGAGCUUCCAGGAACCAAGUACCAGGCCAUGCUGAGCGUGGAUGACUGCUUUGGGAUGGGCCGCUCAGCCUACAAUGAAGGGGACUAUUACCACACGGUGCUGUGGAUGGAGCAGGUGCUAAAGCAACUUGAUGGUGGGGAGGAGGGGACCGUGGCCAAGGCCCAGGCGCUGGACUACCUGAGCUAUGCCGUUUUCCAGUUGGGUGACCUGCACCGUGCUGUGGAACUCACCCGCCGCCUGCUCUCCCUUGACCCAAGUCAUGAGCGAGCCGGAGGGAAUCUGCGGUACUUUGAGCGGCUGUUGGAGGAAGAAAGGGAAAAACAGUCGUUAAAUCAGACAGAAGCGGUGCUAGAAACCCAGGGAGGCCUCUACGAGAGGCCAGUGGACUACCUGCCUGAGAGGGACGUGUAUGAGAGCCUCUGUCGUGGGGAGGGUGUCAAACUGACACCCCGGAGGCAGAAGAGGCUUUUCUGUAGGUACCACCAUGGCAACAGGGUGCCACAGCUGCUCAUCGCCCCCUUCAAAGAGGAGGAUGAGUGGGAUAGCCCGCACAUCGUCAGGUACUAUGAUGUCAUGUCUGACGAGGAAAUCGAGAGGAUCAAGGAGAUUGCAAAACCCAAACUUGCACGAGCCACAGUUCGUGAUCCCAAGACCGGUGUCCUCACUGUUGCCAGCUACAGGGUUUCCAAAAGCUCAUGGCUAGAAGAAGAUGAUGAUCCUGUUGUAGCUCGAGUAAAUCGUCGGAUGCAGCACAUCACAGGGUUAACAGUAAAGACUGCAGAAUUAUUACAGGUUGCAAAUUAUGGAAUGGGAGGACAGUAUGAGCCGCACUUUGACUUCUCUAGGAACCAUGAACAAGAUGUUUUCAAGCAUUUAGGGACUGGGAACCGUGUGGCCACAUUCUUAAACUACAUGAGUGAUGUAGAAGCUGGUGGUGCCACUGUCUUCCCUGAUCUGGGGGCUGCAAUUUGGCCUAAGAAGGGCACAGCUGUAUUUUGGUACAACCUUCUGAGGAGCGGAGAAGGUGACUACCGAACGAGACAUGCAGCCUGCCCCGUGCUCGUGGGCUGCAAGUGGGUCUCCAAUAAAUGGUUCCAUGAACGAGGACAGGAGUUCUUGAGGCCUUGUGGAACAACAGAAGUUGACUGACGUCCUUCUCUGCCCUUCUCCUUCUGGCCCCACAGCCCAAGUCAUCUUCCAGCUCAGCAUGACAGAUCCCUUUGUAUGUUCCAACUCCUAUCAGGCGGGUCUUUGGAAGAGUCAAUGUUUGUUUGGCGUGGAGAGUGUACUGGUCUGGGUCCUGCGUGACCUCAGUCCCAGCCUCUGCAUUCAGCCUGUGCCCUUUCUGGCCCCAAAGAUAGCAUUGGAGCAGCUGCAGCAGAGCCAGGCUGUCUAGCACCUAGCAAGGUGCCUUUGUACCUCAGAUGUUUUAGAUGUGAGAUGUUUCAUUGAACCAAAGUUCUGAUACCUUGUUUACAUGUUUAUUUUUAUGGUAUUUUUAUCAGUUGUGAUUUUAACCAAAAAAAUAAAAUAUCCCUGCCGGAAGCCUUAAA